Sphenostylis stenocarpa is the source of this 1263-nucleotide messenger RNA. The record is from the annotation of a GenBank genome assembly. NCBI's taxonomy places the organism in Eukaryota, Viridiplantae, Streptophyta, Magnoliopsida, Fabales, Fabaceae.
AUGUCCACCAGAAGAUCUCGUUCCAGACAAUCCGGUGCUUCCGCUGAGAUCACCGAUGCGCAAAUCACCGAUCUCGUUUCCAAGUUGCAACAACUUAUCCCUGAGCUUCGCGCCAGGCGCUCCGACAAGGUUUCAGCUGCUAAGGUAUUGCAGGAGACAUGCAACUACAUAAAAAACUUGCACAGAGAGGUUGACGAUCUAAGUGAUCGAUUAUCGGAGCUUUUGGCUAACACAGACUCCAACAGUGCUCAAGCAGCCAUUAUUAGGAGCUUACUUAUGGUUUGGUUUGUACUUUCUAGACACCAACGCCAAGGACUACCAUCGGAUCCAUUUUUGUGUGGACCCGUUGGAAGGGUCAAGGUUGAAGCUGACAGUGGUUAUAACAUGUACCAUUUGCAUGCAAUAUGUGGUGGGGAAAGGUUGUUUUACAAUGUCUCCCGGCCCCAAAAACAAAAAGCAACUUCUACAUUUGAGCUUAGAGAUAUGGUUGAUGUCACGUGCCCAAUUGAAAGAAACUGUAACAGCAGUGAAGAAGAAAUUCCUAUGUAUGUUUUACUUGCCUCGCUUUCUUCGUUUCCUGCACUGGUGCGUUCUGUUUCAGAGAAAGAGAAUUCAUUUCUGAUCUAUUUGAAGCUGCCGCAGCACAGUGGCAGGCCCUUGAGCAAAAGAGCUCCAAAACCUGUCAGUACCCUUAUUAUUUUAGGAUCAGGUGGUCACACUGCUGAGAUGCUUAAUCUAUUGGCAGUGUUACAGAAGGAAAGGUUUAAUCCAAGAUUCUACAUUGCUGCUGCUACUGAUAAUAUGAGUCUUCAAAAAGCUCAGUUGUUGGAAAGCGCCCUGGCUGCUGAGAAUGCAUCAAGGGUCACCGAUACUGCACAGUUCAUGAAGAUAUAUCGGAGUAGGGAAGUUGGUCAAUCGUAUAUAACCUCAGUUUGGACUACAUUAAUUGCAAUGGUUCAUGCGCUAUGGCUAAUGAUUAAAAUUAGACCUGAAGUGAUACUUUGCAAUGGACCUGGAACUUGUAUUCCCCUCUGUGCAAUUGCAUUCAUAUUUAAGGUACUCGGAAUCAGAUGGUCAUCAAUUUUCUAUGUUGAGAGUAUUGCAAGAGUGAGAAGGCUCUCGCUGAGUGGCUUGCUCCUGUACAAGUUGCGAAUGGCUGAUCAACUUUUUGUUCAGUGGCCACAGCUGCAACGACAAUAUCCCCUAGCUACCUAUGUCGAACCUAGAUAUCUUGAAUUUGGUGACGCCGUUAGACUAAAUUGA